GCGCGUGGCGUCGCUGACGGUCGACGUCGAAGUGACGCAUGCCCAGACGGCGGCAACUUCUCUUCGACUCGCAGGAAAGCACUCUUCCCGGCUCGCUCGAACAUGUCCGACGUAGAAAAUGAUGAUGUGCCAUCUGCGAUGGCAGCGGGUGGCAACAUGGAUGUCAACACCGCGCUGCAGGAGGUUCUGAAGAAUUCUCUUAUUCACGAUGGCGUUGUACACGGACUCCACGAAGCUGCCAAAGCAUUAGACAAAAGGCAAGCCAUGCUCUGCAUCCUGGCAGACAAUUGCGACGAACCGAUGUACAAGAAGUUGGUUCAGGCGCUAUGCAAUGAACAUCAAAUUCCACUGAUAAAGGUAGACAAUAACAAAAAGUUAGGCGAAUGGGCUGGCUUGUGUAAGAUUGACAGCGCGGGCAAGGCGCGCAAAGUGGUUGGCUGCUCGUGCGUCGUCAUAAAGGAUUUCGGUGAAGAUACACCUGCUAAGGAUGUUCUAAUGGAAUACCUUAAACAGAGCGCUGUACAUUAAUCUUUUAAUAAAAUAUUUGACAUAAAUUACAGAAA
Messenger RNA from Wasmannia auropunctata (little fire ant), 563 nucleotides. It is a transcript of the gene RpS12, whose product is annotated as 40S ribosomal protein S12. Gene Ontology annotation, biological process: translation. The transcript is spliced from 5 exons. Gene Ontology annotation, molecular function: structural constituent of ribosome. Gene Ontology annotation, cellular component: ribosome; cytosolic small ribosomal subunit. The record is from RefSeq and is a predicted model, not a curated record. Lineage: Eukaryota; Metazoa; Arthropoda; Insecta; Hymenoptera; Formicidae. The coding region runs from base 103 to 528 and encodes 141 amino acids.